Adelges cooleyi (spruce gall adelgid) is the source of this 783-nucleotide messenger RNA. RefSeq lists its product as uncharacterized. The transcript has 2 exons. Lineage: Eukaryota; Metazoa; Arthropoda; Insecta; Hemiptera; Adelgidae. Bases 1 to 783 code for a protein of 260 amino acids. The record is from RefSeq and is a predicted model, not a curated record.
AUGCCAAGAAAAAGACUUGGCGUGGCUGGCGAAAUAGAUUGUCAUUUAUCAAACAGGAUUCUCACCGUGUUUAUGCCCGAUUCACCUAUUCCGCUUGACUCAAACACCAAGCCUCGGACUAGAUUUAACGGAAAAAAGACUGGAAACUGGAAAUCGGAAUUAUUGUGUGGUACUUGGAACGUAAGAACCUUGUACAAAGAAGGACCGACUGUAAAUUUAGUAAGAGAGGUUGAAAAAUACAAGAUGAAGUGUGUGGCACUUCAAGAGGUCAGAUGGCAAGAUGCCGGUACAACAAAGUUGUCUCAAACAACUAUUUUUAAUGGAAAAUGCGAACAUGCUCACAGACGGGGAACGGGAUUUGCGGUACAUGUAGCAAUCAUUCAUACAGUAAAAGAAUUUAGAGAUGUUAGCCCAAGAAUAUCUACGUUAACGCUAACAACAGAAAAUUUUGAUUUGGUUCUAAUUAAUGUACAUGCUCCUACCGAAGAUGAAGAUGAAAUAGAAAAAGAGCUCUUUUACGCAACACUGGAAGAUGUGUUUAAUACUUCGAUGGGUCAGGUCAGGCUGAUACUGGGAGAUUUUAACGGAAAAAUAGGAAUGGAGCCAUGUUAUAGAAACACCGUCGGAAAUCAUAGCUUGCAUGCAACUUCAAAUGACAAUGGAUCAAAACUUAUUUAUUUUGCUGUGGGAAAAGGGCUGGUGAUCAAAAGUACAUGUUCCCAAAGAAGAACAUAUACAAGUAUACUUGGAUCUCCCCAGAUGGAAAAUAUAAGAACCAGAUAG